Morus notabilis is the source of this 1609-nucleotide messenger RNA. RefSeq names its product S-adenosylmethionine decarboxylase proenzyme. Gene Ontology annotation, cellular component: cytosol. Gene Ontology annotation, molecular function: adenosylmethionine decarboxylase activity. Gene Ontology annotation, biological process: spermidine biosynthetic process; spermine biosynthetic process. The transcript has a single exon. The record is from RefSeq and is a predicted model, not a curated record. Bases 190 to 1272 code for a protein of 360 amino acids. Lineage: Eukaryota; Viridiplantae; Streptophyta; Magnoliopsida; Rosales; Moraceae.
AGGUUGUUAAACUAGCGAGCUGACCAAGUGAAGCGACUCAUCAACUGUUAUAGCUUUAGAUAGUGUUUAUUAUCUCUGUCUUCUUCGGCCGACCUCUUCCGCUUUUCCUGUUUUUGAGACUGCAAUCCUUUUGCAGUUUUGGUUCCCGAACUGCUUUUCUCUGUUUGCAACUGUAAGUGUCUAUUAAGGAUGGCGGUUUCUGCAAUUGGGUUCGAAGGUUAUGAGAAGAGGCUUGAAUUAACCUUCUAUGAACCAAGCAUCUUUCUUGAUCCCCAAGGGAAGGGUCUUCGAUCUCUGUCCAAAGCCCAACUGGACGAGAUUCUUCAACCAGCUGAAUGCACUAUUGUUGCCACCCUUUCAAAUGAGCAUGUUGACUCCUAUGUUCUUUCCGAGUCUAGCCUCUUUGUUUAUCCUUACAAAAUCAUCAUUAAAACCUGUGGAACUACAAAGUUACUUCGUUCUAUCCCACCUAUCCUUAAGUUGACUGAGACCCUUUCCCUUGCUGUAAAAUCUGUGAGAUACUCUCGUGGGAGUUUCAUUUUCCCUGGUGCACAGCCUUUUCCUCAUCAUAGCUUUGUUGAAGAAGUUGCCGUCCUUGAUAGCUAUUUUGGGAAGCUUGGUUCAGGAAGCAGGGCAUAUGUAAUGGGCAAUUCUCAAGAACCUCAGAAAUGGCAUGUUUACUCUGCUUCUGCUGAUACGGCGUCCUCUGUCGACCCUGUUUACACCCUAGAAAUGUGCAUGACUGGUUUGGACAAGGAAAAGGCUUCUGUGUUUUACAAAGCUCAAUCAAGCUCUGCGGCCCUAAUGACUAUCAACUCUGGCAUCAGAAAGAUCCUCCCAGAUUCUGAAAUUUGUGAUUUUGACUUUGAUCCCUGUGGUUAUUCCAUGAAUGCUAUUGAAGGAGCUGCAGUUUCAACCAUCCAUAUCACACCUGAAGAUGGCUUCAGCUAUGCGAGCUUUGAAACCGUGGGGUAUGAUCUGAAAGACGUGAAAUUCGAGCAGCUGAUAGUGAGGGUUUUAGCUUGUUUCCAGCCGAGGGAGUUUUCCAUAGCUGUGCAUGCUGAUGUUGCUUGUGGAUCACUAGAGGAAAAUUGUUCACCCAAUGUAAAGGGAUACUCUUGCGGUGAAAGUAGCUACAAAGAGCUCGGAAUGAGUGGUUCCAUUGUCUGCCAUAAGUUUGUUAGAACUAACGACAGCUAUGGUUCUCCUCGAUCAACGCUGAGCUGCUGCUGGAAAGAGGAAAAGGAAGAAGAAGACUAUUACGGCGGCUAAUCAAUUCUCUUAUGGCCUGCAUCUUUUGACUGAUUGAUUUAUGAAUAAUUGCUUAAUGCAUCGUCCGACGUAAUAUUAGCAAUGAAGUUAUACGUGUUCCUGCUGUUUAUCUAGUGGUCUUAUAACAGACCAUAGUAUUAUUUCUUGGUCUAUUUUCUCUGGCUGCAUAGCAAGUGUCUGAUUGGCUUGAGUCAUUGGACACGAGUUAGUAAUUGUUGCCUCAUGGUUGUUAGAGUCUAGUAUUAAGUUUUGUUUGUUCUAGUAUAUUUUAAUUUGGAUAAUUCAAAUGUAUCGGCUUCGACCAAAAUAAACCAUCAUUUAUAAGUUAGUUAUCUAA